Globicephala melas (long-finned pilot whale) is the source of this 9195-nucleotide messenger RNA. RefSeq names its product suppressor of cytokine signaling 6 (gene SOCS6). Gene Ontology annotation, biological process: protein ubiquitination; intracellular signal transduction; regulation of growth. NCBI's taxonomy places the organism in Eukaryota, Metazoa, Chordata, Mammalia, Artiodactyla, Delphinidae. Gene Ontology annotation, cellular component: phosphatidylinositol 3-kinase complex. The record is from RefSeq and is a predicted model, not a curated record. Gene Ontology annotation, molecular function: 1-phosphatidylinositol-3-kinase regulator activity.
GUUCAUUCUGGGUCAGAACUACUGACAUUUCUCGGGGGCAGGUCCUGGCGCAGAACUUGGAAUGUGUGCGGUCGCCUGUAGGCCACCUUAGCAUUUAGUCGGAAUGUGGAAUUUUGGGUUGCCAUCCGUACUUUUUGGAAUUCAGGGCCAGGUGGGAAUAUGUGGCGGAGCUCAGGCUUUCGGUAAUGGAAUAUAUAAUGUUGAAUUAAGUUCAGCAGAUGUUUCGUGAACGUCUACCCCGGAAAAGGCGAUAUGCCGCUUUACUGGGUAUGAGGACGGAGAACGUAGUAAUCACAAUUAUAAUGUGAAUGGUUUCCGAAUAUGUUCUUCGUGGACCGUGUUCCUUGGAAUAAAGAUAUAUGUGUAUUCAAGCAAAAGUAAACUGCUGUCUACUUCAAGAUGAAAUGUCUGAGGUUAUCUCAACCAUAGUAGGUGUACAUUUAUCCUGACUUUUUUUGUUAACCUAACAAAUAUCACAACAUAAAAUCUACUUAGCUUACUUGAAUGAAUGAAUCUUAAGUGGACUGUUUAGUGCUGUGGGGAAUCAGUUUUGUUUAGAAACAUGAAUGGCGGUUGUUUAUCACGUUUCACAGAGAAAACCCGAAAACAUAGCCUGUGAUCCGUUCCCCACGCUUUCUUAUUUAUUUCUCAGUGCCGCAUCAGGUAGCAUGGAUGGGGUAAGUUUCGGAAGCCAUUCCAGAAUAUACAGCACAGAAGAUGUGGCCUCAACCCUCUGGUUCCGACAUUGUCCCUAAUGUUUCCUUGUUGCCUUGGGGGAAGCUGGCCCACUGACCUUGGGCUUAACUAGGACACUUAGAAGAACUCACCUGUGACUUGGCAAGUGCUUUCCACUGGUCUGGGUACGAUCACCCAGAUUAUUCACCUGAACCUUUACCCUUUUUACAGCUCCCUUCAUCUCUUCUGAAACAUUUUUUCCUUUUUUUUUUUUUAUGAUCUUUAAAUACCUCCUGAAUUGAUGGGAAGUACAUGGCGCUGCCCCUUUCCCUUCUUUUAGUGGGAAGAUGGGCAGGCCUUAAACACGGCGUCUGCAGGACCCAGGGGCACACUCUUGGUGUCACCUAGCACCCUCCCCAUAGCACCUUGCAGGGAGUGGCAGAGAAAGGGUUUGGGUGCCACUGACCUGGGCUGCAGCCAACCUGGGCUGUGCCAUGACCUGGGAGGGAAACUCAGCUGUACUGAAUGGAUUCCUACUCAUCUCAUGGUCCCGAGUGCUCCUUUAAAAAAAAAAAAAAUUAUCUAUCUAGUUGGUUGCACCGGGGCUUAGUUGCAGCAGGCGGGCUCCUUAGUGGCAACAUGCGAACUCUUAGUUGUGGCAUGCAUGUGGGAUCUAGCUCCCUGACCAGGGAUUGCACCCGGGCCCCCUGCACUGAGAGCACAGAGCCUUAACCAUUGUGCAACCAGGGAAGUCCCUGAGUGCUCUUUUAAUGGCCCUCUUCUUAGGGAACAGAAGGAAGCAUCUUCUUAAGCCUGUCUUGUUGGGUAACGUCACUCUGCAGAGAAAACUCUGGUAGUUUUCUCCACUGUGGUCAGUUUUCAGGAAACUUUUUUGUUACUAACAUUAUCUUUUAUUUUGCUCAUAGAAGUGCCUGUGUGAUCUUAUUUAAAAGUCAUAACGUACUCCAGAAAAGGGAACUGUUACGCCCAUUUCUGAAUUUGUGGCAGUUACUGUUAUCGCUAGCUUAAAAAUACACAGUCAUGCAAAAUGGAUCGGUGCACACGCACAUACACAAAUAUACUGAAGUAUAAGGUCAAAUACCCCACGUUAUUUAUAAUCUCGAAUAACUAAUGAGUGUGUAUGCAUCUAUUUUGAUACUUAAUAAGGGUAGGUAGGUAAAUGACCAAGAGUUAAAAAGAUCACCUUUUGCUGUUUUCUGCUUGUUGCAUUUUAUGGGAAACAAAGAUUGUCUAUUUCAGUUCUCUGUCCUCAUCCCUGACCUCUUCCACUUUUGGAAAUGACACAUCUGUGGCGCCUGGGUAAUUUUGUAAAAUUAUUGCUUUUGCAAGGGAGAAAUUUAUAAUAUUAGUAUAUGUCAUAAAAAGGGGAAACUUUCUUGUAUGACUAGCUUGAUUGAAAGAGUCGUCCAGGUAGAGAGAGAGAGAAACAGCAGUGGGACAUGUUUUAAAGUGUAUUGAGAGUGAAAUUGUCAUUAAUAUUUUUAUGGUUAAUUUAUUAUGCUGCACAACACGUUGGUUUAGCUAGUAAGUAGGGAAGGCUUUUGGACUGAGGGCACAUUUUACCUUAAACCAACUUCAGAGUCAUCUUUGAUGAUUCAUACAAACAUUACGUUUUACUUUGUUGUGACGUUUGUUUUGGGUGACCGUUGGUCUCCUUAAUGUUUGAAGAAUAGACAGACUUAGAUAAAGUCAUUUAAGACUUCCAUUCUCCCUUUGCACACGGAGGACGUUUUAGAGGUGUUAGGUCUUUAGGGAAGAGUGUACAUUACUAGCUUUGUGACCUUGAACCCAUUAUAUAACCCCUUUGAGCCUUACUCCUCAUGUGGGGCUAAGGUGGGGAUGAUCUAUCUGUCAGAGUUACUGUGAAUACAUGUAUAUUUUGUUUAAAGUAAAAUCCAAACUCCUUACCAUCGACCACAAGACUUCUGCCUGGUUCUUCAGCACACUUUGAACAACCCUCUCUCCGCCUUAGCACAAAGGUGUGGUCUAGCCUUUCUGUUCCUCAACAUUCCAAGCUUCGUCUGGCUUCCUCCCCUUUGACAGUUUUCCUAGACUGCUUUUCAGUGAUGCCCCCUGUGGUUGGUGCAUUCUCAGGGUCACCCUCUCAGAGAAGCCUUCUCUGACCACCCUUCCUUCCAGCUCCUUCAGUAAUCCCAUUUUAUCAAUUCGUCUGUUUCUGAUACAACGUUCAUUACUAAGUUCCUUGUGGAGGGCGUGGGCUGUGGUCUUCCUCCUUUGUCUCCCUCACACAUGGCAUGGAGCCUGGCCACUGAGUGGGGACAUGGUGUACAGAAAGCACUUGUAGCUUUUACACGUUUGUCUGCCUGUUAAAGGCAGAGAUGUGCUGGCUGGAUCUUAGACAUCCGUUGGGUUUUUUGUGUUUUUUAUUUAUCCCUGGCUGAGUUGAUCUUCUCAACUGAAUAAAUCAUAGCACUGAUAAGGCCAACGUUCUUGACACUACAUGGCCCCAAAUCCCCACACAGGGAGAACUACAUCUUCUUGUAGAACCGCGAUGUGUGUCUGAGUUCACUGACAUGCCCCACCGGCUGGUCGUGAAGAUGCACAGGCCUCUUGUCGCUUCUGGAAGCACAGUUAACUGCAGUGUGAGGAGAGUAACGGCCCCAGAGCACAUUUCCCUUGAUGCUGCCUUACAGAGCUUAGCAAGGGCAUCACACUUGGAGACUAUGUUUGGGGAGCGCUGGCUAUCCCAUUGUCCUUGGGAGCCGACUCUUGAGUAGUAGAGAAGAAGGAAAGAAGAAAACACCCAUCUCUCUGAAGGCCUGGGAGACGAAGUUUCCUGAGCAUCAGUAAACCCUGCAAGCGUCACUAUGCCGUCCUGAAAUCUUCCAACAGAAAAUGGCUCCAAAGGGUAAAUGAAGCGGGAAAAAUACAUAGAUGCAGCAUUGCGUGCAGCCUCUCCAGAUGUUCGAGGAUAAUAUUCCAGAGAGAAAUUGAUUCACUUGGAUUAGGUAACUAGUCAGAAUGAAGAAGAUUAGUCUUAAAACCUUCCGGAAAUCUUUCAACUUGAAUAAAAGUAAAGAAGAAGCGGAUUUUAUGGUUGUACAACAACCAUCACUAGCCAGUGACUUUGGAAAAGAGGAUUCCUUAUUUGGUAGCUGCUAUGGGAAAGAUAUAGCCAGCUGUGAUCUCAACAGUGAAGAUGAAAAAGGCGGAAAGAGCAGAUCAAAAAGUGAAAGCCUAAUGGGUACGUUGAAAAGACGGCUGUCUGCGAAACAGAAGCCGAAGGGCAAGGGCGGUGCGCCCUCCGGGGGCUCCGCGGACGAGGACACCUUCUCCUCCUCCUCGGCCCCCAUCGUCUUCAAGGACGUGAGGGCGCAGAGGCCCAUGAGGUCCACCUCGCUGCGCAGCCACCACUACAGCCCCACGCCGUGGCCCCUGCGCCCCACCGCGUCGGAGGAGACAUGCAUCAAGAUGGAGGUGAGGGUCAAGGCCCUGGUCCACUCGCCUGGCCCGGGCCCGGCCCUGAAUGGCGUGCGCAAGGACUUCCACGACCUCCAGGCCGACACCGCGUGCCAAGAACAGACGAACUCGCUCAAGAGUUCUGAGUCUCAGGAUGGGGACCUGCAUCUCCACCUGGAAGAACAUGUGCCUGUCGUUAUCGGACUCGUGCCUCAGGACUACAUUCAGUACACUGUGCCUUUGGAGGAGGGGAUGUACCCUCUGGAAGGACCGCGCGGCUAUUGUCUGGACGGCUCCUCCCCCAUGGAAGUCUCCGCGGUCCCUCCUCCAGUGGGAGGGGGCUCCUUCCCCGAAGACGAGAAUCAGGUAGACCCGGACCUCGUGGUGGCCCCAGAGAUCUUCGUGGACCAGUCAGUGAACGGCUUGCUGAUCGGCACCACGGGAGUCGUGCUGCAGAGCCCGAGGGCGAGUCCCGACGACGCCCCGCCACUCUCACCGUUGCUACCUCCCCUGCAGACGAAUCAGAUCCAAAGGAACUUCGGCGGGCUCGCCGGCUCCGACGCCCACGUGGCCGAAAGUAUGCGCUGUCACUUGAAUUUCGAUCCUAACUCUGCCCCCGGGGUUGCCAGAGUUUAUGACUCAGUGCAGAGUAGUGGUCCCAUGGUCGUGACAAGCCUUACGGAGGAGCUGAAGAAACUUGCAAAACAGGGAUGGUACUGGGGCCCCAUCACUCGCUGGGAGGCAGAAGGGAAGCUGGCCAACGUGCCGGAUGGCUCUUUCCUCGUUCGGGACAGUUCUGACGACCGCUACCUUUUAAGCUUGAGCUUCCGCUCGCAUGGCAAGACCCUUCACACUAGAAUCGAACAUUCAAAUGGUAGGUUUAGCUUUUAUGAACAGCCGGACGUGGAAGGACACACGUCUAUCGUGGACCUGAUCGAGCACUCAGUCAGGGACUCCGAGAACGGGGCCUUCUGUUACUCCCGGUCUCGCCUGCCGGGCUCGGCCACCUACCCCGUCAGGCUGACCAACCCCGUGUCGCGCUUCAUGCAGGUGCGCUCCCUGCAGUACCUGUGCCGGUUCGUCAUCCGUCAGUACACCAGAAUAGACCUGAUUCAGAAGCUGCCUCUGCCAAACAAAAUGAAGGAUUAUUUACAGGAGAAGCACUACUGAGAGGCUCUGAGAACCCUGCGUCUUGCACUUGGGGAGGAAGGAAAAGAGAUUGGAAUACAGUUUACAGACUUUCCAUUGCUAUCAAAAUCUUUUGCUGCCAUACUGUUUCAGUUUUAUGUGUAAAAGAGUAACCAGUUCGUUUAGGGGUGGGCAAGUGUCGGCAAGGUGUCUUGGGUUUACUUUGGUUCUUUAAAAAGGGAAGUCUUGAGGUUUUAGAAGAGUGAACUAUCUUCCAUCAGUGUGCAGAAUAAUCACAAUGUGAAUUAAUCAGAUUCUCCUUACCCACCCCGCCCCCAGUCCUUUGCUGCUAUCCACUGUGAUUUUUAUGCAUUAAAAGCACAUUUCAUGUGUAUUCAAUCCUAAGUAAAGUUAAAUGAAACUUAUAGAAUGAACAUUGUUAUGUCUCUUUCAAUGGCCCGUUUUCAAAGAUAGUGUUGAGUAAACAUAGCCGUGUGAUAAGUCACAGAGGUCACACCUACACUGAAAAUGAUUUUUAAUUUCAUACUUCAGAAGGAUUUAUUUAGAAUUAUGAACUGACAUAAUCUUGGGUAAUGGAACAGAGAUCUGCUACAUAUCUUUUACAACAUUCAGUUCUAAAUUAUUUUUAAGGUUGUGCUGUUAUGUUGGUUGUGAGAAGUUGGACUUUUCUGUUGCCUUCAUUUUCAUCUUGUGGUUUGUCUGUUUUAAUAAAUGGCCUUACAGAAUUGUAAAGAAAUGUAUACCACCAAUUUAGAAAUUGUUGCCUUUUCUGUCAUUAAACUCUGGUACAAAUUGGCGUAACAUAUAAAGACCUAAUGGAACUAGAACUAUUAAAGAAAUACUAGAUGAUCAUAGUUUCCGGUGUUAAGCAGUUUUAUUGUUAUCUAUACUUUCCUUUGGUAAAAUGUUUUAUCUGUGAUUUCUUUAGCUUAGUCAACAUUUUCUUGGGUGAACUUGAUGUAGAAAUGAUUUUCAUAAAUGGACUAGAUCCUCUUGCAACAUAAAGUUUAUAUAAAGUUUUAAAUUGAUUUGAAUAGAAAGAAAACAUUGUUUUAAAGUUGGGUUUAUAUUUUUCUUUUAUGCAGUCACUAUUGAGAUGUGCUAGAUUUGACCCUUCCUUCCCCCCCACCAAAAAAACAAAACAAAAAACCAAAAAAACCCAGUGACUUGAGUUGACGAACUGUGGAGAUUGUGGAGCACCAUGUAAGAAAAAUAUUAAAACCCAAUCAGGUGUAUGGAAGUGUUUGCCUACCGUAUAUACUGACCUUUAAAAAUAGGUUUUCUAUUUGUUUCUUUUUAAGUCCUUAGUAAAUUGACAUCAUUAGUUUUUUCAUCUCUUCUGAGUCAGUCCUUUGGGCGGGGGUGGAGUAUGUUACCUCCAAUACUUUUUAUUUUGAAAUGCAGUGUUUAUUUACUGCAUGAUUCUUUAGUGUUUCGGAAUUGCUCCAUCCAGAAGAUGUUUCUAGCUACAUAACUUUAAAGGAAAUGUUUCCCUCUCAGACGAAGCAUGUAAUUUAAGAUAUUUCUUCCUUUGUCCCUCGGUUUUCCUAUCUCUUACCCCCAUUUAAAAACAAGAGUAAAGGUCUCAGAUCAAAUGUAAUAGCGUUGUCAUUCAGACAUAAGCAGUAUCCCCAUUUUUUUCUCUCUUUGUUUUUUAGAGUCAACUGAGAAUUACCAAGAAAAGGCACAAUGCCAUAGUAUCUGUUAUGAUAUUUUGACUUAAAGGGGAAAAGGUACUUAAUUUUGGUGGAAUGUUUGAUUGUACCUUGUGACAAAGACUCCUCUCAUUUUCUGAUAUGUUUUCACCUAAUAAGAUGGAAUAUGGAGUAUACUGUAAUAAUAUAAUUUAAGUGUUCAUUGUAAGCUAUUUGGAUUAAGAACUAUUACAGAGUUGUAAACUUAUCAAAUUAAUGCAAGACAUUUAAACUAUUUUUUUGCAAAACUAUUUAUUUUUAAACAAUUUAAAAUAUAUCUAGGGUGAGUUAAAAGUCCCUGUGCAUCUAUAUUAGAUGGCAGGUAUUGUCACAGAGUCACUGUGUAUUAAUAAUAAAUGUUGAGAUGGCUUCUCCAUGUUUCUAGAAGCAUUUACAUGUACUCUUUGUGAGAUCAUGGUGCACAGAGGUCUUUGGACUGCCCUGAACCCCAUCUUAAUGUGGGCGUAGCCUGUUCCCCACGCCUUCCUCAUGAUACCAUGUGUUUAAGAUCUAGCCAUUUGGUUUCAAGUUAAGAUCAUUCUGAUUUCCAUAUAAAUGGUUUUAAAAUUGUAUUUUGUGUUUUUAUGGAGGGCAAGUCUUGAUACUGUUCUAAUUCAGAAAGCCAAUCUUUAAUGUGCUUUUUUAUGUUCAUAAUAUAAAAUACUUUUAAGUAAAAUGCCCUAUUCUAAUCCAAUUUCAAAUUGCUAGGGUCUGAUAGUGUAUCAGUAAAAAUAAAAAUAUUUGCCAAGAAGUUAUUUACAGAGAAAGGAGUGUUGCAAUAUUUUCUGCUUUUGUUUAAAGAGAACCAUUUGGCAUAUAGGCAGUACAACAUAAUGUGAAAGACUGGCUUUGUAGGGUAGUAAAACAGUCUGGUUAAAAUUGGAAAGGGGAAAAAGAGAAAUCAUCCUGUAGUUUUGUCUAGGUAGCAUUUGGGUGAAUUUCUGGAUUCUGUUGAAUGGUAGCGUAGAUGACAUGGGCACUACCUGUAAGUCAUUUCUUAAAUAUGUGUUUCUGAAAAUCUGAGCUCAAGGCAAGAAAAAGAAGACAAGAAAGCUGUAUCUUUCUGCCAUAAUAAAUGAAUCAGAGUUGCUUUUUAUCAAAUAUCUUGUCACAGAAACAUGAUGGAGGCCAGAAGCUAUUUCCAGUGUUACUAGGACACUAUUAUGCAAUUUUACAAAUAAUAAGAAAGCAUAGAAAGUACUUGAAAAAGUCUCUUUCUCUUUCUAAGGAAAACUGUUAUGUUUGGUGCAAUAAUGUGAAAAUUUUGGAAGGUCAAAAAAUAUCACAGGAAACGAUCAUAGAACUAAAAAUAGUUUUUAAGGAAACCAGCUACACAGGGCAACCAUCUUGCUGUUAAAGAAAAUCAUGUGCCAAAAGGCUAUAUCACUGGCAUAUAGGAAAUAAAACCCAAGUAUAUACACAUGAUAAUUUCUGAGCCAGUAUUACUGAAACAGGAUAAAAAUUACUGAAACCUUAGGUAGGUUAUAUGCAGUGUCUCUACUAGUGCUACCAGUCUGAAUAUCUUUCUUAACAAUGCUUUCAGAAAUGCCAAUUUUGAUCAUUGUACAUUUCACAUUGUAUAUGAGAGAUACUUGCUUUAUGAAUGAUUCAAAGUAACGUAUUUUAAAUGUUCAUGGCUUUUCAUCGAAUGCGAAGUCGUAAUUUGAAAAUGAAAUCAUGCUACCAGCAAUAGACAGUUUUGUUGAAAACUCUAAUAAGGAACAGUCGCCAGUUCCGUAAAUAACUUUAAAAUUCUAGAAUAAAGUAUUGGUACGCUAGUAAUCACAAAUUCAGUUUCUUUUAAUACUUUUUUAAUCCUGUAAAGAUUUUUUAUAAACAUCCUUUUUUAUUAAUCAGUUAAAACAUGGCGAAUGUGUAGCUGCCGUUUCUGAAAAGCGAUCCAAACUCUACAUCCAGAGAUGAUGAAAAAUUCUUAUAGAAUUUUGUAAUAAGUAUACAUGUUGGGUUCAAGAAAUUUUAUAGUCGUUGGAGUGCCAUGGAAUUAAUACUUGCAAUCCAGAUUGCUGUAGUUUACACUUUUCUGUAUGUUUCGAAUCAGGUGUGUACCAUUUGUACUGAGAACACCACAGAAUGAAUUAUCCAAAGUCCAUUGAUUUUAAUACGUGUUUUGGUUUGUAAACAAAUUAAUUUCUUGCACAUUUUUGGAAAUUAAUCGUAUAAAGAAUUUAUGUAUCUGCUUCUAGAUACAGUGUGUAAAUAAAAAUUUCGUUCACAA